Molecule: messenger RNA, 165 nt
Organism: Sclerotinia sclerotiorum 1980 UF-70
Lineage: Eukaryota; Fungi; Ascomycota; Leotiomycetes; Helotiales; Sclerotiniaceae
Exons: 3
Coding region: 1-165 (54 amino acids)
Source: RefSeq, a predicted model, not a curated record
AUGCCACAAUUGCCAACAUUGUACUUUCACACAAGCUGUGGAAAAGAAGGCCUUGAUGCUAUGAAACGACCGUGUGCAACUCUAAUGAUCGCUCCAAGUCAGGUAGACUUAAACCAUAAAGUCGCAUAUAUCUGGGGGUGCUUGCGAGCAGGCGCUCCUAUUUGA